This is a messenger RNA of Parasteatoda tepidariorum (common house spider), 1525 nucleotides long. RefSeq names its product dehydrogenase/reductase SDR family member 7. The record is from RefSeq and is a predicted model, not a curated record. Gene Ontology annotation, molecular function: oxidoreductase activity. NCBI's taxonomy places the organism in Eukaryota, Metazoa, Arthropoda, Arachnida, Araneae, Theridiidae.
AAAAGUAUUUCAUCAAUCAGAUUCUCAUUCGCAUGCGAGAAAAUUUUACCUACCAGCAGGAAUAUAUCUUUACUUAUGUUGUGUAGGUUAAGCGAGAAAUUAUGAUGCGUAGAAACAGAGAUGUAACAAAUGGAAAUUUUCGUUUUUGUUGUGUUUUGGUCAUUUUUCGCGACUUUUUAGCGAUCUGCUGAGUCAGGUUUGGGCGGUCUGAAUAUGAUAAUCAGUAACCACUCCCUCUCAAAUCCUGUUUGAUUACGCAUAUUUCACAGUUUAUUAAUAAAAAUAUAGUUUUUUCUUCAGCCCUUAGCCUUCAAAAGUCAUAUUCAUUUUAUGUUAUUGUAAUACUUCGUAAUUUGCAAGAUGGACUUAAUAACGAUUUUAAUUGGUAUUUUCCUUCUAUUUUUGACAUUAUUUUUUUUCUUUGCGGAUGCUGAUUUAACUUUAUUAUUCUAUCAUGCGUUCUACCCACCAAAAGAUUUCAAAAAAGAAGUUGUCUGGAUUACCGGAGCUUCUAGUGGCAUUGGAGAAUAUUUAGCAUAUGGUUUUAUUAAAAGAAAUGCAAGACUUGCUUUAUCUGGGGUAAAUGUUGAAAGACUACAGAAUGUGAAAAAACAUUGCCUUGAACUGUCCAAAUGUGCUGAAGAUGAUAUUUUGUUAGUGCCAUUUUCAAUUGAUAAAUUUGAUGAACAUGAUGAAUGUGUUAAAAAAGUACUGGAUCAUUUUGGGAAGAUUGAUAUCUUAGUUAAUAAUGCUGGGAUUUCUUCAAGUGCUGGUUAUGCUGAUAUUGACAUCAAAGUUGACAUGAAUUUGUUUAAUGUCAAUGUAUUUGGAACUGUCAAUCUCACAAGAAAGGUUCUCAAGCACUUUUUGGAGCAAAAGAAAGGACAUGUAGUAUACACUAGUAGUAUGGCUGGUAAAAUUGGGACACCAUUUACUUCUACAUACAAUGGAUCAAAACAUGCAGUGCAUGGAUAUUUUGAAUCUUUAAGGACAGAAGUACAUGAGGACAACAUAGAUGUCACUUUAGCUUGUCCCGGUCCUGUGUUUUCACGUCUGGCUGAGAGACGUGUUACUGAAGAAGUGGGAAAGGUACAUCAUGAGGUGCGAAAGCCUACCGACAAAAAAAUGGACACAGAGCGCUGCAGUGAGCUUAUGCUUACAGCAAUUGCAAACAAAGUGGAUGAAUGCUGGAUAACCUACCAACCUUUUUUAGCAUUCCUCUACAUUGCACAAUAUAUGCCAUCCUUUUACAGAAAUAUCGUAGUGAAAAAGGUAAUGACUAAAGAACGAGCUAAGAAAGCUCUUCAAGGUCGUUAAUCUUUGCAUCUGACUGUUGAGCUUACUUAAAGGGAACAUUUUAAUUCAUUUUUGGACAUCAAUUUAUUUUUAUACAUUUGAAAUCGAUUACUUAAUUUCCCAUCCACCAAGAAUAUACCUGUGAAAUCUUGUUGUUUUUAUGUGAUAUUACUUAUUCACACGAAUAAAAUGUUAUUAUUUUUGAAUAAAAAAAAAUUUUAUGUUAAAA